AUGACUGUUUACACAGAUAAGAAGCUGAAUCAUAAUCGACCGGAUAUUACUCUACUAAGGAAAGACACACAGGAGUGGACAAUAAUUGACAUAGCUGUACCAGCGGACCAGAACAUCAUCAAUACUGAGGAAGAGAAAGUGGCUAAAUAUCAAGAACUAGCAUUCGAAAUUAAGAAAAUCCAUAGAGCAUCGAAAGUGACAGUGAUACCAGUCGUGAUCGGUGCACUCGGAACAAUCUCAAAGAAUGCAAAAACCUGGCAUGGGAAGUUAGACAUACCUGACAUCGUUGGAAGUGCCCAGUUGUCGGCCAUCCUUGGAACAGCUCACAUAUUGCGGAAAGUUCUAUGUUUCUAA
Messenger RNA from Penaeus monodon (black tiger shrimp), 354 nucleotides. RefSeq lists its product as uncharacterized. The record is from RefSeq and is a predicted model, not a curated record. NCBI's taxonomy places the organism in Eukaryota, Metazoa, Arthropoda, Malacostraca, Decapoda, Penaeidae. The coding region runs from base 1 to 354 and encodes 117 amino acids. The transcript has a single exon.